AUGACGCAGCAGGGCUGGUCGGAGGGCCAGGCGCUUGGGGCGCGCAAUGCCUCAACCACGUCCUCGUCCUCGCGCUCGGGGCCCCGUUCCGGCCUGGCCACCGAUACGGAACGUCUCGCGGCUGCAAGGGUCGGGGUUCUCUUCAAGGACGAUAAUCUCGGCCUUGGCGCCACGAGGAAUUCGAGUCAUAAUGUCGAGGCGCAGAGGACGGGGUUUGACGCCUUCCAGGGGUUGUUGGGGAGGUUGAAUGGCAAGGCGGAGGCAGUGCAGAAAGAGGAGGGCAAGAAAAGAGAGGAGAAGAGGUUGGAGAUGUUCUUUCGGGGACGGUGGGGCGGGAUGGUUUUUGUAAAUGGUGGGGUUUUGGUUGGGAGUCAGGAUCAGGAUCAGAAUCAGAGUGAGAAUGAGCCUGAGAAUAAAGGAACUGAAGAGCUAGAAAAGAGAGGCCAGGACGCCGCACAGGAUGCGCAAGGCGUUGAUGGGGAGGUCUCUACGCCGAGCCAGGACCGCGAUCACGAUCGCGAGGAACGACGACGACUCAAGGCCGCGAAGAAGCAACGGAAAGAAGACAAGCGGAGACGGAAGGAAGAGAAGGCCCAAAGGAAGGCAGCGAGGCGAGAAGCCAAAGGCCGUGACAACGCAGCGUUGUCUGUGCAUAAGUCUCCGAUAUCGCCGGAUGAGCCCGUCUCAUCUGCUGCCUCAGAAGAUGAGGUCGCGAUCACGUCGAAGGUGCACAAGAAGAAGCGGAAACUCAAGCCAGAGCAGCAAGUCAAUAUGACUGGGAAUGGCGUGGUCGUCGAAUCCGAGACCUUGACGUCCGGGCAGAGUUCCCCAAGAGUACCUGUGCUGGCCCUGAAGAACGGGCGACAUCUGCUCCGGGGGCGGAACAUCCAGGCUAAGAAAAUGAUACUCGCGGACACGAAAGGGUUGGAUCAGAUCUUUAUGAGGUGA
Messenger RNA from Cladophialophora yegresii CBS 114405, 948 nucleotides. RefSeq lists its product as uncharacterized. NCBI's taxonomy places the organism in Eukaryota, Fungi, Ascomycota, Eurotiomycetes, Chaetothyriales, Herpotrichiellaceae. The record is from RefSeq and is a predicted model, not a curated record. Gene Ontology annotation, molecular function: nucleic acid binding. The transcript is spliced from 2 exons. The coding region runs from base 1 to 948 and encodes 315 amino acids.